This is a messenger RNA of Colius striatus (speckled mousebird), 852 nucleotides long. RefSeq names its product ubiquitin-conjugating enzyme E2 E1. NCBI's taxonomy places the organism in Eukaryota, Metazoa, Chordata, Aves, Coliiformes, Coliidae. Gene Ontology annotation, cellular component: nucleus. The record is from RefSeq and is a predicted model, not a curated record. Gene Ontology annotation, biological process: protein polyubiquitination. Gene Ontology annotation, molecular function: ubiquitin conjugating enzyme activity.
AUGACAUCACGAAGUACCCCUUCUUUGUGUGUCAGUGAUGUCACCAAGUGCAGCGUGGGGGACAAUGGAAUCCUGAACUCCGGGCGAAGGCGAGUGGGAAGCGGCUGCUCCUACUGCUGGUUCAGGGCUGAGCCGGGGGAGGGAGACACAGCUGCUGCUUUAGGGCUGAAACAGGUUGGGGUGUGUGGUGGGGGGGUCGCUAUGUCGGAUGACGAUUCGAGGGCCAGCACCAGCUCCUCCUCAUCUUCAUCCUCCAACCAACAGACAGAGAAAGAGACAAGCACGCCUAAGAAGAAGGAAAGCAAAGUCAGCAUGAGUAAAAACUCUAAGCUGCUAUCUACCAGUGCCAAGAGGAUUCAGAAGGAAUUGGCUGACAUCACCUUAGAUCCACCUCCCAACUGCAGUGCUGGCCCCAAAGGUGAUAACAUCUACGAAUGGAGAUCAACCAUUCUAGGACCUCCAGGUUCAGUCUAUGAGGGAGGUGUUUUCUUCCUUGACAUCACAUUUACACCAGAAUAUCCUUUCAAGCCUCCAAAGGUAACGUUUCGGACAAGAAUCUACCACUGUAAUAUUAACAGCCAAGGCGUCAUCUGCCUGGACAUUUUAAAAGACAACUGGAGUCCAGCAUUAACCAUUUCUAAAGUUCUCCUCUCCAUCUGUUCCCUCCUCACAGACUGCAACCCAGCUGACCCCCUGGUUGGAAGUAUUGCCACUCAGUAUAUGACUAACAGAGCAGAGCAUGACAGAAUGGCCAGACAAUGGACCAAAAGAUAUGCUACAUAAAUUGGAUUUCUGUCAAACUCUUACAUUAUUUGUCUGUGAUGGAAAGAGCUGCUUAUGAUUUUGAAGGGG